AUGAAGUCAUAUCCUGACGAUAGGAAAUAUGUUCGGAACAACAUUAUCGGGGGUGUUAUUACAUGUGUAGUCACGUGCAUAUUGGGAUUUAUGUUGCUGCCAGCACCCAUGCCACGACUGGAGACGGUGUCCAUGAGAAUUCUUUACUGUUUACGCUGGCAAAUAUGGUCCGUUCUAACAUUAACAGCAGGUAUUUUUGUGGUUGCCAAUAAGCGAUUCUUCACCAGCGCCAUUGACCCAAUUGAAGGACGCGGGGAACAUCUGAUCGAGGUCCACAAGCGAUAUAUACAGAAUACCAUGGAACAGCUAGUGUUACACGUGGCUUCUUCCGCACUCCUGGCAUCUUUUCUCUCACCAGAAUCCAUGAUGAUCAUCCCGAUAAGGGUCUUUCUUUUCGUCUUUGGUCGAGUGACGUUUUGGUAUGGGUACAUGAAAUCUCCGAUAAAAAGAGCCUUCGGUUUCCAGGUGACGUUCGCUCCCAGUGUUGUAUCAUUGUUGUAUUGUGCAUUUUGUUUUUGUAAUUCUGGUCCAGCUUUUGCUUUAUAUGAAACCUGA
This is a messenger RNA of Ylistrum balloti, 555 nucleotides long. RefSeq lists its product as uncharacterized. Gene Ontology annotation, cellular component: trans-Golgi network membrane; lysosomal membrane. NCBI's taxonomy places the organism in Eukaryota, Metazoa, Mollusca, Bivalvia, Pectinida, Pectinidae. The transcript has 2 exons. The coding region runs from base 1 to 555 and encodes 184 amino acids. The record is from RefSeq and is a predicted model, not a curated record. Gene Ontology annotation, biological process: regulated exocytosis.